UAUCAAUAGUAGUAGUAACACAGGCAGUGAGUGACUGCCGCUACCUGUCACUUCCUUGUUAUCCAAACUCACGAUGGCCGCAAGCAGCUUACGCAGCAAGGUCCUCUUCGUGCUGGGUGGUCCAGGGUCUGGGAAGGGCACCCAAUGCUCCAAGAUCGUGGCCAAGUUUGGCUUUGUGCACCUUUCGGCUGGCGACCUUUUGCGCGAGGAGCGGUCGUCUGGCAGCCCCAACGGCGACAUGAUCGACCGCAUGAUCCGUGACGGCGCCAUCGUCCCCGUGAAAGUGACGUUGGAUUUGAUCCGCAAAGCCAUGCUCGAAAGUGGCCGCGACUUGUUCCUCAUCGACGGGUUCCCGCGCAACUUCGACAACUUGGAAGGGUGGGAGGCCGAGAUGACGGACGUGGACGUCGCCGGCGUGCUCUUCUACGACUGCCCCGAAGAAGAGAUGGAGAAGCGAUUGUUGGAGCGCGGCAAGACCAGCGGGCGCACGGACGACAACAUCGACGCCAUCCGCAAGCGUUUCACGACGUACCUCGAGUCUACGAUGCCCAUCAUCGAGCAUUUUGCAUUGAAGGACCAGGUGUUCCGCAUCUCGUCCAUUCCAUCGCCCGACGUCGUCUUCGACGAGACUGCCAAGGUCAUCGAGCCCAUCGUGAAGCGGCACUUGGUCGACUCGACCCAGCGAUUGUUGGAUGCUGUAUUUCAAGGCGACUGGGCCACGUACAAAGACUUGUGCGACGAGUGUCUGUCCGCCAUCGAGCCGCAGUCGAUGGGGCAUGUCAUUGAGGGCUUGCAAUUCCACGAGUUCUACUUCAAGAACCAAGGCAUUGGUGGCUUGGGCGUGUCCAAAAUCUGCAAAUCGAAUGUAGUGGACCCGCAUGUCAAGCUGUAUGGAGACACGGCGAUAGUGUCGUUUGCCAAUGUAAUUCAGUCGCCGACGCAAGAGUCCGUGCUGUACAUGGAGACCCGCGUGUGGCACCGCCAAGACGGCAAGUGGAAGAACGUGCAUUUUCACCGAUCCAGCAAAUAACUUCAGGCAACUCGAAUAAUCCAGCGCCGUUUUUGGACACGACCAAUUGGAGUGUUAACACACUUCCUUUGAAUUCUGCCAUACAUGUAUAUUGUGUGUUCUAAUCAUCAUAUUUCCCCUGGCGGUUGGUCGCAGGACCUUGCGAAAUACUAGUACUCUGGAGUACUAGAAUAACGUUAAAAUAAAUCGAAGUUCAAGAG
This is a messenger RNA of Aphanomyces astaci, 1230 nucleotides long. RefSeq lists its product as hypothetical. The coding region runs from base 74 to 1030 and encodes 318 amino acids. The record is from RefSeq and is a predicted model, not a curated record. Gene Ontology annotation, biological process: UDP biosynthetic process; protein phosphorylation; CDP biosynthetic process. The transcript has 7 exons. Gene Ontology annotation, cellular component: nucleus; cytoplasm. Lineage: Eukaryota; Oomycota; Saprolegniomycetes; Saprolegniales; Verrucalvaceae. Gene Ontology annotation, molecular function: calmodulin binding; calcium/calmodulin-dependent protein kinase activity; ATP binding.